Messenger RNA from Trichomonas vaginalis G3, 1602 nucleotides. Its product is annotated as protein of unknown function, DUF4106 family. The transcript has a single exon. The annotation marks the transcript as partial. The record is from RefSeq and is a predicted model, not a curated record. Lineage: Eukaryota; Parabasalia; Trichomonadida; Trichomonadidae.
AUGCAAAAGGCAAUGAAAAGCGCAGAAUAUAUAAAAGCUAAUAAUGACUGGUUAGAUGCCCAAGCCAACGCCAAAGCAGCCCAACUUAUAGGGUCAAUAAGGACAAAAAUACAAGCGGAUGAAGACAGUUCAAAUGAAGCUUUAAUGAAGGCUGACUUUAAGAACGCCUUCGAAGCUCUUCAUAGUAAGGUGAAACUAGUGAACGACUUCUCAUCUGGAAAGAAACUGAAGUCUGAAGGUUUCGACAACGAGUUAAGAGAAGUAGCACAAAAUAUGACGAAAAUAACAGAUGCAGCAACGAGACAGGCAGUUCAAAGUGCCUAUGACUCCGUUAGAGCAACUGUUGUGGAAAGUCAAGAAAAAGAGUUACAACAGACCAAAACAGACCUAGUAAAUGCUUUCUUAAAAACGAAAAGUCAGGUAGGACAUUACGCUGCAGAUGGAACAUAUGUGCCAGCUGGUGGAACUUAUAUACCACCAAACCCUCCAAGAGAAGCACCUGCACCAGGACUACCUAGAACAUUUACAUCGUCACAUGGACACAGACACAGGCAUGCACAACAACCAGCACAACAACCACCUCCACAACCAGCACAACAACCAACACAACAACCAGCACAGCAACCAACAGUUCAAAACCCAGCACAGCAACCAACAGUUCAAAACCCUGCACAACAACAACCACAAACAGAGCAAGGACAUAAAAGAAGUAGAGAACAAGGAAACCAAGAAUUCUUAAAAAUGCUUAAAGAAGAGUGUGGUUUCCCAGAUACUGUUGACUUUAGUGACAGAUAUAAAGAAGCUAUUAGAAAGUUCAAGGAUGGAAAUACUGACCCGAACCUAUUUAGCUUUAUGGCUCAGCACCAAAACGGAUAUAAUCUCAAACCUGGAAAAUACAAGCUCGCUAAGGGAUAUGAUUUAAUAGCAUAUCAUCCAAAUGACAUGGAUGAAUUUACUCCGAGAUAUUUGAUGUCAGAGCUAAAUGACAAUUCAACUUUCGUCAUGAAACGCGUAAAAAAUAGAGACGGAACGAAAGAACAAAAGCUUAUGAAUGCGGAUGACGUAGAUAGGGAAAUUGUUGAAAACGGUCUCGGAAUAUAUGAAAUGCCAGCAGAUGAGGUACAAGAAACUCCACAGGAAGAACUAGUUCAGAUACAACCAGACAUGGAAGAAAUAGUUCAGCAACAACAGCUAGAAGAGCCUGAAGGAAACGAACAAGUCCCUCCUUUGGAAACUAACCUCACAGAACUAGAUGAAGAUUUGGAACAGCCGAAAAUUCUUGACCCUCAACAAGAGUAUGCGGAGAAUAUGGAAUAUUUCCAAGAGUCUAAAAAAAAUUCGGCUGACAUAGUAGAAGAAUAUCGAAAAAUGUUCGCCGACAUACAAAAGACUCCAACACCAGAUGAAAAUAUUCAGCAUAGAAUGGAAGUACUGAAAGAAAAUGUACACAAAUACAACAACCCUUUUUACUUACGAGCAUUUAACGUUCAAUCUUCGGAUGAACUCGGUGAAAAUAAAAGGUUAAAUUUCAAGAAAACAUAUAGAAAUGAAACAUUGUUUAAAGUUCAUUCAGAACCUAACCAAGAUGGAAACAAACCUACU